UUACUAGCACUCACAUCGUUUUAAACACUAUUGAUUCAUUAUAAUGUUGCAUAAUAAUUACUGAUUUCCUACUUUUUAUUAUUGUAAUGUUUUGAGUUUUGACAUUUAUCAUUUGUGUCAAACUAAACAUAACCUCAAAUAGUAGUGUUCAAUUCAAUUAUGAUAUUUUAAGAUUCUGAUCCAGUAUCGGCAAGUUUAAAGCCAUCGCAGCUUCUUUAAUGCUGUCACUUUUAAAAACGUACCCCAAGAACUCCAAAACACUAUUAUGUGAAAAAUGAAGAAAUAUUUGUAUUUGAUCCUUAACAUCUUAUUAACGACAUGGGUAUACACAUUGGACCCCAAUCCCCAAACACUAGACUGUAACACACUUCGAAUGGGGCAGUAUAUCUGCCCUGAUCCCAACUACGACCUUGUUGACCCCAAGACACAACAAAUUCGGGGCUGUAGCAAAGAAAACAAAGCUAAAGUCCCUUGCAUAGCAGUUGAAGGCCUAAUUUGUUCAGAAACCAACAAUUCAACUUUUACAAAAGAAAUGCCUUGCAAGUGGACGAAUGGCUAUUCAUUUGAGACUGCUCUUUUACUUUCCAUUUUUCUGGGAAUGUUUGGAGUUGAUAGAUUUUAUUUAGGGUAUCCAGCUAUAGGUUUAGCAAAAUUUUGUACAUUAGGAUUUAUGUUUUUGGGUCAGUUGGUUGAUAUUGUUCUUAUAGCGACUCAAGUUGUGGGGCCUGCGGAUGGGUCCGCAUACGUAAUCCCAUAUUAUGGGCCUGGGGUCCAAGUGGUGCGCAGUGACAAUUGGACGUAUAGACUUAAGCAAGAUGAUUGGUGAUUAUUAGUUUGUUACCCAAAUAAAUUAAACUUUGUAGUUAAACUCCCAUUUUUUUAAAUACAUGCAAUAAUGCAGCUCUUGUACAGUAAUGGUUACUUCAUUAGAUUAUACUAUUUUACUUGCUACUUUCUUGAAAAACUCUUA
Molecule: messenger RNA, 970 nt
Organism: Tribolium madens (black flour beetle)
Lineage: Eukaryota; Metazoa; Arthropoda; Insecta; Coleoptera; Tenebrionidae
Gene: bisc
Product: TM2 domain-containing protein CG10795
Exons: 4
Coding region: 275-826 (183 amino acids)
Source: RefSeq, a predicted model, not a curated record